UUUGUCCAGGUUCUCUGCUUCGGGUGCUUUGUUUAGCCGCUCGCGGGGGCAGCCUGGGCCCCCUGGGGAGUUCAGAGACACCGGGGGGAGCUGCGUGUCCGCGUGCAGUGAGCGAUGGGAACGGAAUGUCUCCGCUGGCGUAGCGCGGGCACAAAAUGUUCCGGUGCCCAACCUGCACGUCAGGUGUCCAAUGGCCCCGCGCUGUGCGGCUCCCUCUUCUGGAGCUGGGAUCACCCUCCCCCUCCUCCCGACCUUGGCUCCAGCGGCUGGCGCGCUCUGCGCCCGUCUGGUUCUGCCGGCGCUUGGGAAGGAGCACGCCUCGGUCUGCGUUGGAUACAAUUAAUGUGCAAAAUUAGCCUCGGAAGUUGUUUUGUUCCGUUUUUGGGUUGGGCAAGGCAACCCAUUGAGUCUCACUAUGGGAGUUGUGGUAGUUGAUGAUGCUCCAUCUGGUGUCAAAGCCCCUGAUGGGGGUUGGGGCUGGGCCGUUCUCUUUGGUGGCUUUGUCAUCACUGGAUUUUCCUAUGCCUUUCCAAAGGCUGUUAGUGUCUUCUUUAAAGAACUUAUCCGGGAGUUUGGUGUUGGAUACAGUGACACAGCAUGGAUCUCCUCCAUUCUACUGGCUAUGCUUUAUGGAACAGGUCCCUUGUGUAGCGUGUGUGUCAAUUGGUUUGGCUGUCGUCCAGUCAUGCUGGUUGGAGGGCUCUUUGCUUCGCUAGGGAUGGUGACCGCUUCCUUCUGUACCAACAUCAUUCAGCUCUAUCUCACUGCAGGUGUCAUUACAGGUUUGGGUCUGGCACUCAACUUCCAGCCAUCGCUCAUCAUGUUAAAUCGUUACUUUGACAAACGACGCCCUUUAGCUAAUGGGCUUGCUGCUGCUGGAAGUCCUGUGUUUCUUUGUACCCUCUCUCCUCUGGGGCAAAUAUUGCAACAUAAGUAUGGCUGGCGAGGGGGAUUCCUUAUACUGGGCGGAAUGCUGCUCAACUGCUGUGUUUGUGGGGCAUUAAUGAGGCCUUUGGAGCCUCCUAAGAAAUCUGAAGCUGCUAAAGAACUUACUGAGAAGAAAACAAAGAAAAAGCUUCUGGAUUUCAGUGUCUUUAAAGAUGGUGGUUUUUUAAUCUACACUGUGGCAGCCUCCAUCAUGGUGCUGGGCCUCUUUGUGCCUCCAGUCUUUGUGGUGAGCUAUGCCAAGGAUUUGGGAUAUCCAGACACCAAAUCAGCUUUUCUUCUGAGCAUUCUUGGAUUCGUUGAUAUCUUUGCCCGGCCUAUUUGUGGAGUGGUAGCUGGUCUGAAAUGGGUCAGACCACGCUGUGUCUAUCUCUUUAGUUUUGCUAUGAUUUUUAAUGGUUUUACAGAUCUCCUGGGUUCCAUGUCUAUCAAUUAUGGUGGCUUGGCAGUCUUCUGCAUUUUCUUUGGCAUUUCCUAUGGAAUGGUAGGCGCUCUUCAGUUUGAAGUUCUCAUGGCAAUUGUUGGUACUCAGAAGUUUUCCAGUGCCAUUGGCUUGGUGCUUCUGGCUGAAGCUGUAGCUGUUCUAAUCGGUCCACCAUCAGCAGGCAAACUCUUGGAUGCAACUGGCAGGUAUAUGUUUGUUUUUAUUAUUGCUGGAGCUGAAGUUGUUACUUCAGCCCUUGUGCUGGCUUUAGGAAACUUCUUCUGUGUUAAGAAAAAAUCAGAAGAGCCACAAACAAAAGAGGAGGCAGCAGAAAGAGAAGAGUUAAACAAAUCCGAAGACAAAACACCUGAAGAUGCCAAGGUGGACUCUAUUGAAGUAGAACAAUUUCUGAAAGAUGAACCUGAAAAAAAUGGGGAAGUUGUAACUAACCCAGAAACAUGUGUGUGAGUGACACAGGAUGAGUGGCAAAGCAUUUAGGGACGAGUGAAAGAAUUUCAACACUAUUUAUUUUAGAAACAGAACUAGUUUAGGGCUGGGCCAUCUGCUUGACCAACUGGAGGCCAAUCAGCUAAUCAAAUCACUGUUUGGAAGCUUUGUUAGGAAUUCUUUUCACCUAAAACUGGAUUUAUCAGUGAGAUGUGGAGCUCUGCUUAUAUAACAUUUUAAGUAAACUAAGCAGCCUUUGUAACCACAUGUAGAAAUCCUGCUAUGCAUCACCAGAAAAUUCUCACUUGGAAGAAAAUAUAUUUGAAUUAGAGAGGAAUUAUAUGUACAUUUUCAUUCAAUGGGGUGAAAUUAAUUGUUUUUUUUUUUUGUGGUGCAAUUAAAUGUAACUUCUCUUUCUGUGUUCUUUCUCAAGGAGAAAGAAUGUGAUAUGGGGGGGGGGGGGGAAUUCUAAGGAACUUAGUGGUCUCCAGUAGGUUUUUGAAACAUCUUACUUUUACUGUUGUUUUUAGAUUUUUUUUUUGGCUCAGCCCUAAUCUAAGUUGGAUAAUAAGAAAAAUAUCUGUUACUUUGUUUUAAGUAAAUGUAUUUCUGAAUUUUAGCUAAACUCAAUUUUAUUAAUUGGGAUUUUUAUUAUAAAUAUUGUACACUGAAAGGCACUGAGAGAUCCUGUUCUUAAUAAAUCACAUAACUGCUAUUCCUAAAUAGCACCUAAAGAAAAUGAAACGAGCAGUAUUAAUCCUUACAUCGGCUUACCUUGUUUUCUUUACAGCCUAUCUGUACUGCACGUACACUGACUCCUAUUGGUAACUAUUGUGCUGACACGUGCAGGCAUCUGCUACUGAAAUUGGUUGAAAAGUCACACAACUUUAGCAGCUGUUACGUCCUGUGCUAUUAAAUAUCAGCAUGAGAUUGACUCCUCACUUUUGUACAGCAAUAUGCUGACUUUACUAGUAUUUUGGGUAUGUGAAGAAGCAGAGCACUAAAAAUAAUUAAAAGUAACUCCCUGAGUUACUCUCUUUUCAUUCUGUAAUGCUGUUAGGGGAAAAAUCUAUCUGAUAUCAUCCCUGUAUGUAGUCUCACUGACUUUGAUGGAACUAAUUGGAUAAGUAAGAUGAGCAGGAUUUGGCCCUAUGCCUGAAUUACACCCCUUUUUGACCUGAUUGGUUUGAUUAAAAAUUUGGAGUCUUGCAGGUUAUUUCAAUUCAGAGGCAAAAUUGGUGAUGGAGUUAGGUGGUUCACUUGAUGCAAUCUUUUAUUUACAAAGAAUGUACAAAGUCCUGUUUCCUUAAAUGCAGCAGGCCUCACACAAUAAGAGACAAUGUCCCUGCUUACAAGUCUAAGCCACAUUUCCGAUCACUUAGCUCAAAAGCACUCUCUCUCUCAGGCCUGGUCUACUCUUAAAAUUUAGGUCAACAUGGCUAUGUCACUUUGGGAGGUGGGAAAUAUCCACUUCCCUGAGCAACAUAGCUAUGCCAGCCUAACCUCCUACUAUAGAAGCAUCUAGGUUGACAAAACAAUUCUUCUGUCAGUCUAGCUAUGGUUGCUCAGGGAGGUGGUGCUCCUACAGUGGAGGGAGGGGGACUUUUUGUCACUGUAGCUAUGCUAUAGGGUUAUGCCAGCAUGGCUAGCGCACCAUAGCUAUGUUGAUAUAGUUAUCAUAGUGUACUGGCCUUAGCUUUUCUGAAUACCACACUCCCAGAGCUUGUUCUGUCUGUGUCACUGGCUUUUUUGCCCUGGGACCUGCUGUUUGGUGUGUGCUCCUCUUGUGCUAAAAACACCCAAAUAGACACACAGCUCCACCAAUCAAUGCCCUAGCCCCUGCAUUUGCUAUAUGAGUCCCAGGCAACCCCUCAGACCACAUGGCAUAGCUUCCUCUUAGCUAUCCUUACCAUACAGGUCAGUGUUUUGGACAGUGGCCUCUAGUGUUUCAGCUAUUAUUAAACAAAGAAGCAUUUAACUGCUCCCUCAUGUAGCCUGAAUGUAAAGGCAGCUUGCCCACCACUUUCAAUGGGAUUUAACCCAACGCAUAACUAGCGUUCUGUGUCGGUCACAGAAGUAAUGGAAUCUGUGAUUUUCCAUGACCCCUGUGACUUCUGCAAUGGCCAGUGUGGCUGACCCCAGGGCCCCUCAAGCAGUUAGCUCCAGGGUCCACUGCUCAGGUAGCCCUGGGGACAGCCACACCAGCCACUGCUGAAACAGCUCCACAACCAGGAUCUCAGGUGGCCCUAGGGCCAGCCACUGCUUGGACAGCCCCUGGCAGCUGGCCCUGGGGACCACCCGAGCAGCGGCCAGGGCAGCUGGCCCUGGGGACCAUGUGAGCAGUGAAGCAGCUACUGUCGGCCACUGAGCAACAGCCCCUGAGACAACUCCCCACAGUGGGCCCUCCCCCUAGGUCUCCCCCCCAGCAGCAGCAGCCCCCCCAGAGCUCUCCUGCUAGCAGUGCCCGCUCCCCAAGAUUUAGUCAUGUGUAUAAGUCAUGGACAGGUCAUGGGCUGUGAAUUUUUCUUUAUUGCCUAUGAACUGUCCAUGAUUUGUACUAAAAAUACCCAUGACUAAAUCAUAGCCUUAUGCAGAAUACUUUUUUUUUUAAUACGAAUAAAGAGAAUCCUUCAAAUAUAUUAUAAAAAUAAUUUUGGGGAAAAGAGAAACUGCAGAGUAUGUGCCCAUGGCACACAAGUGUAGUCUCUUGUGGGUUGUAACGCUUGUGUCUCAUUUCAGCUGCGUUUAGUGGGCAGUUGCUGCGUGGUGUUGGUGGCCUUUGCUAUCAUAGAAUAUCAGGGUUGGAAGGGACCUCAGGAGGUCAUCUAGUCCAACCCCCUGCUCAAAGCAGGACCAAUCCUCAACUAAAUCUUCCCAGCCAGGGCUUUGUCAAGCUAUACAGGAGGCCAGCCUAGAUCAGUGGCUCUCAAACUUUCCAGACUAUUGUACCCCUUUAAGGCAUCUGAUUUGUCUUGCAUAGCCCCAAGUUACACUUCACUUAAAACUACUUGCUUACAAAAUCAGACAUAAAAUACAGAACUGUCACAGCACACUAUUACUGAAAAACUGCUUACUGUCUCAUUUGUACCAUAUAAUUAUAAAAUAAAGCAAUUGGAAUAUAAAUACUUUACUUACAUUUUGGUGUAUAGUAUAUUGCCCAGUCAUUGUCAUUGUCUGUAUGAAAUUUUAGUUUGUUCUGACUUCGCUAGUGCUUUUUAUGUAGUCUGUUGUAAAACUAGGCAAAUAUCUAGACCUCUGUGGACCCUCAGGGGCACAUGUACUGCUGGUUGAGAAUCACAGAAUAUUAAGGUUGGAAGAGACCUCGGGAGGUCUAGUCCAAUCCCCUGCUCAAAGCAGGACCAACACCCACUAAAUCAUCCCAGCCAGGGCUUUGUCAAGACAUGGGAAAGGCGAAAAUGUUCCCUUAGAGCCAUUACAGCUUGAAAAACUAACCCAGUAUUCUAUUUACUAUAAAUUGACAAUACAUCUCUUUAUAAAAACACUUACUCUGAAAUGCUACUUCUGUUUUAACUUCCACAUGCGAUAGGGCCAACUUUAAAAAGUUGGACCUGAGGUGUAGCCCUUAACUACUUCACUGGGGGGGCACAGUGCCUCAAUAGUAGCACCAGACCUCAAUGGGGUCAAGUUAUGUAACCUUUAUGCGAUUGAAUUCAGUAGCACACCAGAUAUUCACAAUGUAUUUUUAUAACAUUCCAAGUUUAGCAAACCUUAAGGGCAUAGGAGACAGGGUCUUGCAGACUAGCACAUCUUACACUUUGAAAAAUAAUAUAUUUUUUUAACUCUCAAAUUUCAGAGAAACCAAUACUUCUCUUUUGCAACCCAAAAUAUUUGAACAAUUAUUUCUCUGGCCCUAUGGUUUGGGAAUAUAUUUAACUGGUUUAUGGGGGAAAACCGUCUGAAUAUACAGAUGCAAAAUCUAAGUGCAAUAUUGUAGAAGUAAAGAAGUUUGCAUUGCUUUCUUUGAAAAUAAUGAGGAAUAGAAAAAAAACUCGCUCUUUUGGUGUACAAUAUACAGUACAUUAUAAUCAAGUUUUUUUUCAUCUUUGUACCUUCUGUAUAUUGUUUACAAUAGAGAUUAUGGUUAAAUAUUCUAGAUUGGAUUUUGUCUUGAUCUUGGGCCCUUAAAUUAUUUCCUUAUGCAAGAAAUAUAGUGUAUCUACAUAGGUUUGUGAGUGUGCGUGUGCGCACAAACCUAACAUAUGCAAACCCAAAGUAAAGUGGAGGAGCAGCUGCCAGUUACAUUCUAUAUUUUUCAAGGUGAAGUGAGGAGUUACCAAGGCUGCAUUGCCACCUCCUACGCAAUAGCAAGUAUUAAUUACUUUUAAUUCUAGUUCUAAAUAAAAACAUAAUAUAAUGUAUCCACUUGGAGGCAAGACAAGAAAACCGAUUGAACCGAACAUCUUUAAAUAAUGCAACAGUCUGUAAAAUAGUGAGCAGGAGCCUUGUUUUUCCUUAUAAAUACUGUAGCAACAGAAUCAAUAUUAGCUGCUAGUAAAUUAGCCAGCUCUCCUAGAGCUGAGAAUGACGGAUGUCUAGCAUCUAGGACUGGAAAAUCCUAGCUGUCAGUAAUGUUAAUAUAUAUUGAACCCCAUCGAA
Messenger RNA from Dermochelys coriacea (leatherback sea turtle), 6433 nucleotides. RefSeq names its product solute carrier family 16 member 3 (gene SLC16A3). The transcript has 5 exons. Gene Ontology annotation, cellular component: membrane. Bases 416 to 1837 code for a protein of 473 amino acids. Gene Ontology annotation, biological process: transmembrane transport; monocarboxylic acid transport. Lineage: Eukaryota; Metazoa; Chordata; Testudines; Dermochelyidae. The record is from RefSeq and is a predicted model, not a curated record. Gene Ontology annotation, molecular function: monocarboxylic acid transmembrane transporter activity.